Suillus bovinus is the source of this 1072-nucleotide messenger RNA. RefSeq names its product glutathione S-transferase C-terminal-like protein. Gene Ontology annotation, cellular component: cytoplasm. The coding region runs from base 252 to 959 and encodes 235 amino acids. The record is from RefSeq and is a predicted model, not a curated record. NCBI's taxonomy places the organism in Eukaryota, Fungi, Basidiomycota, Agaricomycetes, Boletales, Suillaceae. The transcript is spliced from 7 exons.
GUCGUAUUAUGUAUAGGCUUCAAGUUAAAACCUCCCCGGCCCCCGAACUCAGUGAGUCAGCUUCACGAGGUUUCUCGUGGGUACCUUUCAAGUGCAUUCGUAAGGCUUAUUCACAUGAAUGUCAGCAACUGACUGCAAGCGAUGUGAUGCUCUGAUGUCGCAGAGAGCGACUUGUCUCACACAUAAAUAUGAGCAUUCUUUCGCCUUGAAGUCACCCAAGUUUCUAUUCAAUCAUCACCAUCACCAUCAUCAUGCUUGAACAGCUGACUCUAUACCUUCACAAGCUCUCGCCCUAUAGUCAAAAGGCCGAAUUAGCUCUUAUCGAAGCUAAUGCACCCUACAAAGGCUACCAAAUAGACGUAUUCAAUAAACCAGAGUGGUUUGUUAGCAAAGUGAAUCCUGUCGGCAAGGUGCCCACUGUGGCAUAUGGAGGACCCAAUGUCGCCCCCGAUGAUCCUUCGCCCUCGUCCACUAAAAUCGCAGAAUCCAAUGUCAUCCUUGAAUUCUUGGCGGACCUCUAUCCAGACUCUGGCCUUUUGCCAAAGGAUCCUGUUUCGCGUGCAAAAGUCCGUUCCUUCGUUGAUGCGAACACUAAACACUUCGAGGACCCGCUUUAUGGCUUCAUCGCAGGGCGUGGGUCAUACGAGGAUGUCUUGAAUGGCGUUGAAUUUAUCCAAGGACUUCUCGGGGAGGGCGGAGAUUUCGCAGUCGGAGACCAUUACACCAUUGCAGAUGCUUGCAUCUCUCCGCACCUGGCAAGGCUCAUGGUCAUCACUGAGGCUGACUCAGGUAAAUUUGCUGUCGGUAUGGGGUCUAAGCUGGGUGAGGAGCUAAAGGCACCCAAGUUCGCUAAAUUCAUGAAAUACGCCGACCGAGUACUGGAGCGCCCAAGUCUCAAGCAAACCUUUGAUAAAGAGGGUGUGACCACAUUCUUCAAGACGUUCUACGCGCGCACGUAGUGAACAUAUACCUGCUAAAAUACAAUGAGCUUCGUACGACAUACCCUACUCACUGUUAGAGAUUUGCAGUACAUCCAGACAAAUAUUAAUAGAUAAAUCAUACAAUUAACAAU